Molecule: messenger RNA, 4542 nt
Organism: Dermacentor albipictus
Lineage: Eukaryota; Metazoa; Arthropoda; Arachnida; Ixodida; Ixodidae
Product: class E basic helix-loop-helix protein 23-like
Biological process (GO): sensory organ development; axon development; positive regulation of transcription by RNA polymerase II
Cellular component (GO): nucleus
Molecular function (GO): DNA-binding transcription factor activity, RNA polymerase II-specific; protein dimerization activity; E-box binding
Source: RefSeq, a predicted model, not a curated record
ACGGCACGCCCGGGCGCCUCGUAUGCUGCUGCUCGUUGUGAGUAGCAGCAUAGCAGAUCAAAUUUACGGCGCUUUGAAGCUUGUACUAUUUAUUCCAUGUUUCAGAGUUCUAGGACCUUCGUUUAACGCGAAAAAAUGAACGGUUGGAAAUACCCUGUCAGUACCCCUUCAAUUACCAGCUCCGAUGUGACUUCAGCAGUGCACGGGCGCCUUUCCGAACCGCCUUCGUUGGAAUGCGACCGAAAAACCGAACCCACGGCCCCCUGCUCGUCAGCAGAACGCCAGAGCCGCUCAGUUACCUCUGUGGGUGCUUAGCCAUUGCGCCGCUUUCACCUGCGACGGUGAAGAUACGCAAAGAAUGUGACAGCACUGCAUGUUUUUCCCGACAUCCAGAUGGUUCGUUAUCCUGACGUCAUUUGUUGCCGACACGGAGGCUGCGGAAGCACAGUGCGCACAAAGGAGCGGAACGGGAGCCUUUGUUGCGCCUGAGCGCAUUCUUGCCCGUGUACGCGGUGUGGACCGCAAGUGAGCCUCAUAAAUGCUCGCGCUGCUCUCUAAAAAGAGGCAGGCGUGUGCGGAGAUCUUGUUCGCCGUACGUUGUCACCAGGGAUUGGUGGUGUUUACGAACACCAUGUGUUUCGCAUUUAGUGAAAGGCGCGUCUGCACCCCAAACCGUGUAUAUAGCGGCCUCUCGGCGUUAUAUACCAUAUGUGGACGCCCAAGGCAGGUACAGAUAGCAGGCCGCGGUGCGUUCGGCACCUCAGACGGACGCGGCGUGCUUGUCGCCGUUUCACUCGUCCCGCCUUCCUUACACCAGCAGUUUUGCACCCGAUCCUGUGAGCGCACGGCACCGGACAAAGUAAACGGCCAAGGUGGCGGCGAUAGCGCAAUCGGACGGGGGGCAACAACCUCGGAAAACUGGCGACGGCAGCGUGGGUGGUGGGCCGCCGCUUUUUUUCCCCACCAUAUGUGGGAGAAGCGGGAUACCUUCCUUUCUUUCUUUUUCGCUUCUUCAGACGCGCUGUCGUUGCUUGUGUAGGUAGGUGCGCUGCUUUGACACAGCCGACCGACAUCUGGUCGAGCGGCCCAAGGCGGACCCGUGUGGGAAGAAACAAUGGACAGGAAAUAGUGUACGCCGGCUCCGGGCCACGGAAGGAUUGCGGGCUUUCGGUGUGGGUGGUGUGCUAUCCAAACGAAUUCGGGCAGGCGACAAGCGAAACUGCACUUUCGUUUCUUUACAUCAGCACUGACGUCCCCGCGGUUUCUUUAAAUUGAUCCUUUGUCGCUGCCAUAGCUGGGGGUGCGGUAAAGAACGUCACCGGCUGCAGAAAAGUUGAUUCUUCGUUUGUUUUCUCAUGUAGCGGACGACCUUGCGUUUCUCCGCCCGCUCAUUGGUUGUCCGUCUGCGUCGCAGACGGCGAAAAACUGGGAGGAAGGGAAAGGGUGAAGCGAGGGCGUUUCGUCUGAGCGCCUGCGCGCAAGGCAGCGCGGUUGCCCCUCUACCCACUUCUUCCUCUUUUCUUUUUAUAUCUUCCCAUUGGUCGGUUCGCCCAGCGGUUCAAGAAGCUGCCGCGGUUGCGCGUGCCAUGUUUUGCAAAACGUGCUCUCUUCAGAGUCCGUCUGCUGCAACCGAGGCGUUGGAAGCUACACGAAGUUUUGGGGAGUUCCCCCUCCUACUCUCUCCUGUUUCCGUUCUUUCUUUUGUUGUUUCUGUUCCUCGCGCCACGCUACUUACGCUGGCGUCGGCGCGAAAAGCAAGAGUGCGCAUGGGGGGAGAAAAUCGCCGCCAUCGUCGGUGCCGGAGGCACGUUCGUCCAAUGAGCCCGCCUCUCUCCGCCUGUCUCCGGUCGCUUCCCGUAGACUUUAUAAUUAGAGCCAGCAGCACCAACUCCUCGCGCAACACCAGCGCUGCGCGCGUUGAGAAGAAAGUAAACAAGAGCUUGCCGCCCUCCGGCCAAAGCUAGCUGUUGCUCUUCGCACCAUCCUAGCUCGUGGCAGCUCGUACGCCGUUGAAGCGACGUGAACCGCUUCCCUGCCGCACGCCCUCCCCCGCCGUCCUUUGCAUAGCGGGACAAAGUUCAGAGUUCCUCGCGUUGUUGUUAUUGUUGCUGCACACGGCGGCCCCUCCCUGCUGCAGACGCUCCUCCUCGGUGCUUAAGACAGAGCGAAAGAAAAAAAAUGUAUUAGUAAAGAAGGAAAAGGAAAGGCGCCCAAAAAGAGCCAAGCCACCGAUGCUGAGUGCAGAGCUUCAGUCAGAAACCGAUCUCGAGGUCGCACGCACGCACACGUGAAAAUUGAGCUAGCCUCCAAGACACUGCUCUCCCAGUUAUCAUAGAAGAAACGGGGUCCACUUCCAUGUUCGCCGACGCCGAAGUUUCGGCUCUGGACGUGCCCACGGCGUACCCGCGGCAUUAUCAGUCGUCCGGUGCCCCGACUGCUGCAUCGACUGCCUACGAGCGCUGCUACGGGUCGACGGCUGUUCUGAUGCGUCGCCCGUCGUAUCCAGAAGUCGCCUCGGCCGCCUUCUACCCGCUGGACGAUGUGCCGCUGCCUUGCUCCACGCUGGCGGAUCAUCGUCGCCACACCCCUUCGUACGCAGUAUAUGACCGCAGUUACGUCGACGCCCCGCCUUCUUCGUACCUGUACAGCGCUGCCGCUGCGGCGUACGACUGCGUAUACGGUGACUGCCCAGAUUGCGUGGAGGCCGGCUACUCGCCUGCGCCUGGCGGUAGCCGGUCGCCCGCCGGAGCGGACGACGAAGACGCCAGGGCCUCGGCUGCCGCCUGCCCCUCGCAGACGACGUCCGCCAUGUCGCGGCGUGCUACCAGCGUCGCUCGCAAGAGGAGCCUCUCCCAGGCCGAACUGGAACGGCGCAGGUCCUUGGCGAACCACCAGGAACGGCGUCGCAUGCACCGGCUCAACUCGGCGCUGGAUCGAUUGCGUAGCACGAUACCGCCGCGCCUGCAGAACGGCAGUCGGCGCCUGUCCAAGAUCAAGACUCUCAAGAUGGCCAUCAACUACAUCGUCGAGCUGCAGACCGUGCUGAGCCCAUCGACUGUCUCUGCAGCUGGCGGCAGUGUCGUCGGUUGUACGCCUGUCUCCCGUUCCUGGAACUGAACGAUGCCCGCAUUUUCUUUGUACACUGCUAUGUACCGACUGUCGUGCAUGCGAGUCAACUACGUGGAACGAGCGGUGAGAUUACCGUUGACACUACGUCGAGCUGUGCUCGCAUUUAGCAAUUGUGAUGAUAGUAUACGCAUCUGGCAUGGGGGAUUACUGUGAGUUACGCGCGCAUGUGAAUCUAGCUGUGAGAUGCGGUGCCUGCUUCGAUCUCCGGGUGACAGGGUUGUUUAUACAACACGAUCUUACGAGUGAUGCUGUUCAGCGACUGCCUUGCGUACAUUUCUUUUUUCAUAUGGUGCUGACCUUCAGCGCUGCUGAUAUUGUGAUAGUAGGUUCGUUAACGAAGAAGCUUUGUUAAUGGAACGGUGUUUUGGUAGCCUCGUAUGACGUCUUUGUUGAUGGCCACAAGCAGGCACUGCCAGUAUCAUAUCGUUAAUCUAUGUUAGGUUGCGCGCUCUGGAAACUUUGACGACAUCUAUCCAUGUGAUGUGGUCCAGUAUAGCGGCACAGACGCGCUGCAGCUGAUACUCGGUUGUGUAAAACAGCUCGCAAGCCAGACUGACAGGCUGUGCCUGUUGCCAGCGCAUGCUAUCCUUACCGAGGGUCGCCGAAAUGGAUGUCUUCGCAAUAGUUUAAUCGCUAUAACUGAUCGGCAUCUUUGACAGCGUCUGUGCUAACUGCAGUCGCUGUAAUUCUGGCUAGUUCAUGUAAACUUAUUGAAAGAGUAUUGCAAACGUGCGAUGUAUAACAUUUCAAUGCUUCGCCCGAAUAUUGCAAUGUAUCGCUUAAAUUUUUCGCAAGCGUGUUGAAUGUUUGCUGCAGUUCGCGGGAAUUAACGCUUACCCUAUUGCAAUGAAACCGCUGCGCGUGGCAAGCCAUACACGUUGUCGGCGAAAAGUUCCGCUGUUGUACAAGCGCGCAUGAAAGUUAAAUUAUUUUAUUACAUCAAAAGUAAUCGAAGAGUUAAUACGCGUCACAUGCAUCAUUUGAUUGGUAUCGGUACCAUUCGUUCGCACGUUCUCAUUUUUUCGGUUCAUCUCGUGCGCACAUUACAUUCGCAAUCUGUUCGCCGCUUGUUUCGUAUAUUUCGCACAGCUUCGCAGAUGAUAGGUUCGUCUCUUCUCGUUUUCUUAUUGUUUUUAAGAUUUAAGAUUACUUUUGUACAUAUUUGUUACGCCAUACGACUGUGCAGUUUCCGUUCAUGUAUAUGUGUGCGGCACGAGCUUAGCAUGUGAUGUUCUAUCAACUGGGGUGUAAUUCAGUGUGUACAUUUGUCAUGAAUGUGGCCAUUUCAUUCUCUAUAUCUAUUUAAUCGCCCAAUUUUCGUGCAAUCUUGGCGCAUGGACCGUGGCAGUGAAAAUGUUGCUCUGAAUUGUUUGCUUUUUUUUUGUGAAGCAAUAAAAGCUCGCAUAUCGGCAG